GCUUCGAUCAAUUUGAAAGCGGCAGCAGUUCCGAUGACUAAGUAUCACCUUGGAUUAACUAUAUUUUUGAAGUCGAAGGGUUUACUGAUAUUCCAUACGAACCCCCCAAAGCCCAGUGGAGGAUCUAGCAUAUUUCCCGACCAAAUACGAGCAAAAUUUGCUGGUAACCUCAAUGAUGGCAGGCCCGUGUGCCCACAAUGUUGUGGAAUAUCUUUAAGACAGCGGCCGCCGUGUUGUUUGCCUGGAAGUUAUUCCAUCUCUUGA
Periconia digitata is the source of this 264-nucleotide messenger RNA. The record is from the annotation of a GenBank genome assembly. Lineage: Eukaryota; Fungi; Ascomycota; Dothideomycetes; Pleosporales; Periconiaceae.